AUGCUCUCGCUCUUCCGCAAGUCCAAGUCCACCCAAGUGAUGUCCAAUGCCAACAAUUCCGAGACCACUCUCGUCUCGACCAAGUCUAAGCGCCAGACCCGGCGCGAGACCGAGCCAUACAAAGCCGAAUUCAGCGGCAUGGGUAUGAUGGGCGGAAUGCCUGCUAUGGGAACCCACAUGUUUCUUGAGCCACCUUCCCCCACCGGCUCUAGCGCUGGCGACAGCAAAACGAGCAUCAAAAUGGUCCCCGCUCAGCCUUUCAAGUCCAAGCCCAAGGCCUCGUUCGCGUCUGAACGUGUGGAAACUCUACGGGGUAUGUUUCAAGUUGCUUCUCCUCCGAGAAGAGGUGAAAAGUCCGCACAGGAACUGCUGGAUGAGCUGUACACCAACUCUUCCGUUAUGAUCGGCGGCAUUGUCGCGCCCCUGUCGAUGAAGAAGAAUAAGGACGAGAAUCAGUCGAUACCUUGGCGACGACCGUAG
Molecule: messenger RNA, 480 nt
Organism: Mycosarcoma maydis (corn smut)
Lineage: Eukaryota; Fungi; Basidiomycota; Ustilaginomycetes; Ustilaginales
Exons: 2
Coding region: 1-480 (159 amino acids)
Source: RefSeq, a predicted model, not a curated record